Messenger RNA from Diaporthe batatas, 2028 nucleotides. RefSeq lists its product as uncharacterized. The coding region runs from base 96 to 1115 and encodes 339 amino acids. The transcript is spliced from 4 exons. NCBI's taxonomy places the organism in Eukaryota, Fungi, Ascomycota, Sordariomycetes, Diaporthales, Diaporthaceae. Gene Ontology annotation, molecular function: ferrous iron binding; oxidoreductase activity, acting on single donors with incorporation of molecular oxygen; zinc ion binding. The record is from RefSeq and is a predicted model, not a curated record.
CUAAACCUCUCGACCUCAGGCCAUCCAGGUGAUAAGUGACCUCUGCUCCACCCCAGAGCGUCCCCGGCUCUCUUCAUCAUGAUCUUCCCGCCUCGAUGGCUUCUCAAGGACCUCUCAAGGUUGGCGUUGCCGUAGUGUCGAUUCUGGUCGCGUUGGUCGCGGUUUUCUACUCUUUGCUUGCCGGGCUGCCGCUGCCCUCGCCAGCCUCCAAGGUGGCUACCGCCCUCUCCAGAUUCAGAUCUCAGAGCGGGUGCUCGAGCACCAAUGUGACGAUGUCUUCCAGGCCACCUGUCUAUUUCUUUAGCCAUGGAGGUCCAGAUGUCAUGUACAAUAAGGAACAUGCUGUUUAUCCGGUACUCCAGGGUAUCGGGAAAGAGAUUACACAGAAGGUGAAGCCAAAGGCGGUUGUCGUCUUCAGCGCGCACUGGCAAGCCAAGUCCAAUCUCAUCCAGGUCAAUAAUGCCGUCGAGAACGACCUGAUAUACGAUUUCUACGGAUUCCCGGAUUACAUGUACGAAGCUCGAUACCCCAGCAAUGGAGACCCAGUACUAGCAACCCAUAUCUUGGACUUGCUCUCGUCAGCGGGCAUCAAGGCUGAAGGUGUUAAACGAGGACUAGACCACGGAGUCUGGGCCGGGUUCCACGUCGCAUUCGAUCCGGUUGAAAAUCCCCUCAACGUGCCCCUGGUUCAAGUCUCUCUCUUCAAGUCUGAGGACCCAGACCAGCACUACCGCCUUGGGCAGGCCGUCUCUUCUCUUCGAGACCAAGGUGUUGUCAUAAUUGGCGCAGGGAUGUCGGUUCACAAUCUUCGGGACAUGUGGGAUGUUAUGACUUCAGACGACCCCACGCGGCCCCUUCCAUACGCUGUUUCUUUUGACAAUGCGCUGAAAGAGGCCGUGGAGGCGCCAGUGGAACAGAGGCAAAUGAUGCUGGCCGCCAUUUGUGGCCGUCCUGACGCCAAGAAAGCUCACCCGUGGAUGGAUCAUCUGAUGCCGGUUCACGUCGCCGCUGGUGCUGCUGAGCCGGAUGUUGGAAAGCAAGUAUGGACGUUACAGGAGGGAAAUUUUGCCUGGGCGCAAUAUCGCUUUGGGCAAGUUACCGAUGGGGAACCCUAAAAGCUGGUAGUGAUUUCGGUCCGUCCACGAGUUCCUGCUGUCUCUCCGCACUAGGUCGGCCAGGCUACCUGACCAAAUCUUGUUCCACUUGAAAGCCCAAAUGAAGUUGGAUCCAUACAGGAAUCACAUAAAAGCCUAAUCCAUGCUGCAUAUUGCAGGUGCAUACGCCCUGUUCUUGUACUUCAACUGAUUACGGAAGAGUUCCAGCCUAUGUAGGUGGAAAAGCCACCGGAACGGAACAGGAGAAGUCAAGAAAAGUUCAAAGCCCGCGCGCGGUUGCCACCUUCACAGUUCCAACCCGUGAGCGCACCAGGAGAUAGGACCCCUCUCCAGUUCUCGGCAUCUCAGGGUUUUGCUGACACCUUUCAAUCAGCCCUGUCGAAGAAGAUGAAGUCGGCGGCCCCCCGCCCCAGCACAAGGCGCAUAUCUUCAAAUGGACCCGGCUAUGGGGGCCAUUGUCGAUCCGGGUUUCAAGAAGGGCUUGCUCCAUGUCAAGUACACAGUUUUUGCGCGACUCGGAUUACACUUAGAGCUCCAAAAUGAUUGCCGUCGGAUCCAGGGAAGAGGUCUAAGGAGUGAAAAGAGAUGACCUCUUCCAAGACUCCACACAGGGCUUGCCAAUCGAGUUGUGGGUGGCAAUUCUCAGCUUGGUCACCCAACCAAGGACGCUCGAGCCGUUGUGCAUGAAUCCCCAAUAUUUUCUAUAUAUGUUGUGCACCUGGGCAUUCGAGAGUGAUGCCUCGUCGGCCCCUGAGUUCAGAUAAUUUGCCAGUUUUCUAAAGUGCCAAAUAGAAAUUCAAACAGAGUAGCCACCGUGUCUGAAAGCUUAGUGCAAUGCCUGAAGUGCCGGUGGAGGCGUUUUCCGCCGUUCGAUUUUCCUAUUUCAGCGUGACACGAAUUCCCUUGCUCCCAG